This is a messenger RNA of Phoenix dactylifera (date palm), 1722 nucleotides long. RefSeq lists its product as uncharacterized. The record is from RefSeq and is a predicted model, not a curated record. Gene Ontology annotation, biological process: transmembrane transport. Gene Ontology annotation, cellular component: membrane. Gene Ontology annotation, molecular function: transmembrane transporter activity. NCBI's taxonomy places the organism in Eukaryota, Viridiplantae, Streptophyta, Magnoliopsida, Arecales, Arecaceae.
GCCGCAACUUUUUCCUGGUUUCGAGUUCCAACGGUUCGCGUCUGUCCUUUUCGGAAGUCAAACUUCCGAAACCGCCCGUCGAUGUCUUCCAAGCAAUCAUGACUCCUCAUUGUCGUUUGGCUCCGGUGAACUCGAGAAAUAUUUAUAAAACUAGACCAGAGUGAGAAGAGGGAGAGAGAGUUUUUAGGUUUGGUUGGUGAAGGAUGGCGAGGUUUGAUGGGUUGUGGUCGAAGAAGACUCUGAUCGGCUUAGUUUUGGGGCAGUUCGUUUCGCUACUCAUCACUUCCACUGGCUUCUCCUCCUCCGAGCUCUCCAGACGAGGCAUCAAUGCUCCGACGUCGCAAUCGUUCUUGAAUUACUUGAUGCUCGCGUUCGUUUAUGGUGCUUUCGUGAUCUAUCGGAAGCGACGGCUCCAGAUAGAUUGGUAUUACUAUCUGAUGCUUGCAGUUGUUGAUGUGGAGGCCAAUUUUCUUGUGGUGAAGGCCUAUCAGUACACAUCUUUGACAAGCGUGAUGCUUCUGGAUUGUUGGUCAAUUCCAUGUGUUAUAUUUCUUACCUGGAUUUUCCUGAAAACGAAAUAUGGACUCUGGAAGUUUGUUGGUGUGGCCAUCUGUGUUGCUGGUCUUGUGUUAGUUGUAUUUUCUGAUGUACAUGCAAGUGACCAUGAAGCGGGGAGCAACCCUGUGAAAGGAGAUAUGCUUGUCAUUGCUGGAUCAACACUUUAUGCAGUUAGUAAUGUUAGUGAGGAGUUUCUGGUGAAGAAGGCAGAAAGAGUUGAGUUGAUGGCCAUGCUUGGCACAUUUGGAGCUGUUGUCAGUGCCUGUCAAAUAAGCAUACUUGAACGCAAUGAGCUCAAAUCUAUCCACUGGACGGCUGGUGCGGUGCUACCAUUUCUUGGGUUUGCAUUAGCAAUGUUCUUGUUUUAUUCUACAGUACCGGUCAUACUCAAGAUAAGCGGAUCGACAAUGCUAAAUCUUUCGCUGCUGACGUCGGACAUGUGGGCUGUUCUAAUACGCAUCUUUGCUUAUCAUCAGAAGGUUGACUGGAUGUACUUCAUAGCUUUUGGGGCUGUUGCAGUUGGCCUCGUGAUUUAUUCUGGAGGCAGCAAAAUAGAUGCAAACAUAGCCCAAGUUGCUGAGGCCAAGGAAGGGGAUGAAGAAUCUGUGGUGAACAAUUUGGUUCAAUGAUCUGCUACUGCAUCCAGGGACCCAAGACCUGGAGAUGUUAAGCAACAGUGCUCGGCUUCUGGUGAUGUUGCUAAAUAGGCUCUCAUUGUCGUAAAUAAGGUUGCCAAAGAAGCUUGGAUUAUGCUUGAAUAUAAUGACUGUGGAGUCCUCUAUAGUACAGGAAGGAUCCUUACUAUACAUCGAUGAGGAGCAGAUAGCAGUGGCAGCAAAGGCUGCUGUUGUAUUAUAAGGAAUGGUCAGCAUUUCUGGGGAAAUGGAUUGUGCCAGUUGUGUGUUUUAGGAUCUAACACAUCUGCCUCGUUCCAUUUUUUGUCUUCUGGCUGGCCACCAUGCCGAUAACUACAUUAUGAGUUUGUGACUUUUAUUGUAUGAUACAUGUAGCAUAACGUAGUUUCUUGCAAAAUUGAUCUUGCUUGUAAUAUACUUCUUUUCUCUUAUACAGAAGGGGAAGGGAAGAAAGAUCACUAUUGUAGUUAUUUCUGUUUUAUGGGUUCAAGAUGUGAGGUUUAUUAUAUUUGAUAUAUUUCCACUUAAA